Molecule: messenger RNA, 3887 nt
Organism: Salvelinus namaycush (lake trout)
Lineage: Eukaryota; Metazoa; Chordata; Actinopteri; Salmoniformes; Salmonidae
Product: cAMP-dependent protein kinase type I-alpha regulatory subunit
Exons: 11
Coding region: 198-1337 (379 amino acids)
Biological process (GO): regulation of protein phosphorylation
Cellular component (GO): cAMP-dependent protein kinase complex
Molecular function (GO): cAMP-dependent protein kinase regulator activity
Source: RefSeq, a predicted model, not a curated record
GCUAGUGAUUGGUCCUAAACCCGUAUCCGGUGGGGCAGCGGUCCAAGGAUUUGGAAAGUCGAAGGGAGAAAUUUGUUACGCUUGUGGAAAUAACAUCCAAAACCGAGUCAGUGACGAAGGGCUCGGUAAGAAUUCGCGGGUUCUUUUCAAAGGUCAGAUUUGUUUACCAGGUCGUAGCGGAGCAGGAGCACAUCGUGAUGGCGUCGAGCAGUACGAGCAGUGAGGAGGAGAGGAGUCUGAGGGAGUGUGAGCUCUACGUGCAGAAACACAACAUCCAGCAGUUGCUGAAGGACUGCAUCGUCCAGCUGUGUACCUCCAGGCCUGACAGACCCAUGGCAUUCCUCAGAGAGUACUUUGAGAGGCUGGAGAAGGAGGAGGCCAAGCAGAUCCUAAACCAGCAGAAGGCCAGCAGCCGUUCUGACUCCAGGGAUGAGGAGGUGUCUCCUCCCAUGAACCCCGUUGUCAAGGGUCGCCGGCGGAGAGGAGCCAUCAGCGCUGAGGUCUACACAGAGGAGGACGCUGCAUCCUAUGUCAGAAAGGUCAUUCCUAAAGACUACAAAACAAUGGCUGCCCUGGCUAAAGCUAUCGAAAAGAAUGUGCUUUUCUCUCACUUGGAUGACAACGAGAGGAGUGACAUAUUUGAUGCCAUGUUUUCAGUUACCUACAUCGCUGGAGAGACUAUCAUUAUGCAAGGUGAUGAGGGGGAUAAUUUCUACGUCAUCGACCAAGGAGAGACGGAUGUGUAUGUCAACAAUGAGUGGGUGACCAAUAUCGGGGAGGGGGGCAGCUUUGGAGAGUUGGCCCUGAUCUACGGGACCCCCAGGGCUGCCACCGUCCGAGCCAAGACCAACGUCAAACUGUGGGGCAUCGACAGAGACAGCUACAGGAGGAUACUCAUGGGCAGCACUUUGAGGAAGAGGAAGAUGUACGAGGAGUUCCUCAGCAAAGUCUCCAUCUUAGAGUCUCUGGACAAAUGGGAGCGUCUGACGGUGGCUGACUCUCUGGAGCCGGUGCAGUUUGAUGACGGACAGAAGAUCGUGGUGCAGGGAGAGCCUGGCGACGAGUUCUUCAUCAUACUGGAGGGUUCUGCAGCUGUGUUGCAGCGUCGCUCUGAGAACGAGGAGUUUGUGGAAGUUGGGAGGUUACAACCGUCUGACUACUUUGGUGAGAUUGCCCUGCUGAUGAACCGUCCCCGUGCUGCCACUGUGGUCGCCCGCGGUCCUCUGAAGUGUGUGAAGCUGGACCGACCGCGGUUUGAGCGUGUCCUGGGACCCUGCUCGGACAUUCUCAAACGCAACAUCCAACAGUACAACAGCUUCGUGUCACUGUCUGUCUGAGGGGUUUCCCCACCUCCUGUACCCCCUAAUCCCCUUUGUAACCCCAGAACACCUCCUGUACCCCCUAAUCCCCUUUGUAAACCCAGAACACCCCCUGUACCCCCUAAUCCCCUUUGUAAACCCAGAACACCCCCUGUACCCCCUAAUCCCCUUUGUAACCCCAGAACACCCCCUGUACCCCACCCCCUAAUCCCCGAUGUAACCCCAUUACACACCCACUCCCUGUACCCUCUAAUCCCCACCCCCUAAUCCCCAAUGUAACCCCAUAACACACCCCUCUCCCUGUACCCCCCACCCUCUAAUCCCCUUUGUAACACCAUAACACACCCCACCCCCUAAUCCCCUAUGUAACACCAUAACACAUCCCCUACCCCUGUACCCACCCCCUAAUCCCGGAUGUAACCACAUAACGCCUCCCCUACCCCUGUACCCACCCCCUAAUCCCGGAUGUAACCACAUAACGCAUCCCCUAUCCCUGUACCCACCCCCUAAUCCCGGAUGUAACCACAUAACGCAUCCCCUACCCCUGUACCCACCCCCUAAUCCCGGAUGUAACCACAUAACGCAUCCCCUACCCCUGUACCCACCCCCUAAUCCCGGAUGUAACCACAUAACGCCUCCCCUACCCCUGUACCCACCCCCUAAUCCCGGAUGUAACCACAUAACGCAUCCCCUAUCCCUGUACCCACCCCCUAAUCCCGGAUGUAACCACAUAACGCCUCCCCUACCCCUGUACCCACCCCCUAAUCCCCUAUGUAACCCCAUAACACAUCCCCUACCCCUGUACCCACCCCCUAAUCCCCUAUGUAACCCCAUAACACAUCCCCUACCCCUGUACCCACCCCCUAAUCCCCUAUGUAACCCCAUAACACAUCCCCUACCCCUGUUCCCACCCCCUAAUCCCGGAUGUAACCCCAUAACACAUCCCCUACCCCUGUUCCCACCCCCUAAUCCCGGAUGUAACCCCAUAACACAUCCCCUACCCCUGUACCCACCCCCUAAUCCCGGAUGUAACCCCAUAACACAUCCCCUACCCCUGUACCCACCCCCUAAUCCCGGAUGUAACCCCAUAACACAUCCCCUACCCCUGUACCCACCCCCUAAUCCCGGAUGUAACCCCAUAACACAUCCCCUACCCCUGUACCCACCCCCUAAUCCCGGAUGUAACCCCAUAACACAUCCCCUACCCCUGUACCCACCCCCUAAUCCCGGAUGUAACCCCAUAACACAUCCCCUACCCCUGUACCCACCCCCUAAUCCCGGAUGUAACCCCAUAACACAUCCCCUACCCCUGCACCCACCCCCUAAUCCCGGAUGUAACCCCAUAACACAUCCCCUACCCCUGUACCCACCCCCUAAUCCCGGAUGUAACCCCAUAACGCCUCCUCUUUUAGAACCAGGGUCCACCAAUGCAAUUUUGCUUCAAUGUCACUUAAAAUGAUCUUCCAUUUGCUUUGACUUUUUUUUUACUCAUCUAAAUGUUACGCUACCCAUCACCUAGCUAUUAUAGUCACCUAUAGGAGCACAGUUAUGUUACAGUUUAAAUGUACCAAAUUCAUAUGGUAUGCUUUCACUGCAUUCACUGAAAUCUAGAAUUGUUUUCCUCUAGUUUAAACACGAGCAGUGAUUUAGUAGGGGAUUGGCCGAGGUUAGGACAGGCCAUUGAUAAGAUGGGACAAUCAAACGUAACAUGGUGAAGUAAGAGUCCAUGCUGAAUAUUGUUCAGAUAUUUUUAACUAGUUCGAUUCCAAUAAAAAUGUGUCAAUGUUGACAUCCUUACAAAAUAAUUCAUAAAAUUGUACUUUUUAGAAUUACAAGAAUGCUGGGAGCAUAAUGAUUGCAUCUAAUUUCUUACGUAGCUUCCAUGCAAUGAUAAUCAAUGGUUAUCCUCCAUUGUUACUGUACAUUAAAUCGCAGACAUUUUCACAUUUUCUCAUUGUUUCCAUUGAUUGGUCCAUCAAUCCAAUUCACUGUUAUUUUAUCUAGUUUGAGAGUUUGUACAACUUAAUGCAACCAGAAAGUUUUCUGUUGGACAGCUACCAAACUAGUGCUAAAUGUUAGUAAUUGUUUUGCACUACUCGGAACGCAUAGAAGAUUCUUAUUAUGUCAGAAGCAGUGGAACUCAAAACAGGAAGUAUCACCAUGUUAACACACCUCUGAUUUGUUGGUACAUUAUUGGCUACAAUAGGGGGGGAAAAGAUUAUUAAAUGGUUUUCAGUAUUCAGCAUUUUUCAGUAUACACCAAAUAACUUAAUCGCUAUGUUUUUAAACAGAAUUAUUAUUGUAGUUAUGACAAUUAAAGUUAUUGUUAUCUUUAUUGACUGAACAAACUAAUGUUAUGGCUAUGGUUUGGAAUGAUGGUAAAGUUAAGUAUGUUUAAAUGUCUUUUUGUAAAUGCUUAUUUUUCCAUAAAUUCUAUUUUAGGUGUUCAGUGCCACAGUGUAAAUAAAUGCUUAUUCUUGUCAACCGAAAAAACAGUAUGUGACAGUCAUGGGUUAACCUCUUAAAAGUAGGCGAAAGGGCUUUUAAAGUAAAUAACAUAAAUCUGAA